AUGCCUCCUAUUCGAUCAGCCCGUAAUCGAAAGCCGCCACCGGAAGGUUUCGAAGAUAUUGAAGAUACGCUACUUGAGUUCAGCAACAAGAUGAAAGACGCCGAAAACGCCCCACACGAUGGAAAGAAGAGACAUGAAAUGCUAUGGCCAAUAUUUCAAAUCCGGCAUCAACGCACGCGAUAUAUCUGGGACUUGUACACCAAAGACUCUAUUUCCAAGCAACUCUAUGAUUAUCUACUUAAGAAUGGCUACGCAGAUGCGAUGUUGAUUGCAAAGUGGAAGAAAACUGGCUAUGAGAAGUUAUGUUGCCUGCCAUGCAUCCAGACAAAGGAGACGAAUUUCAACGCAACCUGUAUCUGCCGCGUCCCUAAAGCUCGAUUGACCGAAGGCCAGACUGUGCAGUGUGUAAAUUGCGGAUGCAGGGGCUGUGCUUCCAGUGACUGA
Molecule: messenger RNA, 444 nt
Organism: Xylona heveae TC161
Lineage: Eukaryota; Fungi; Ascomycota; Xylonomycetes; Xylonales; Xylonaceae
Product: putative cell cycle control protein Cwf14/Bud31
Exons: 3
Coding region: 1-444 (147 amino acids)
Biological process (GO): mRNA splicing, via spliceosome
Cellular component (GO): nucleus; spliceosomal complex
Source: RefSeq, a predicted model, not a curated record